UAAUAAUAUUAAUAAUAAUUUCAACCCUGAGUUGAGGUGAAGGCAGUAGCUUUUAGUGCGUUUCGUUCAGUUGCUUAAGUGAUAACUUAGCCGAGCUCCGUCCAAGCUCGGGCGUCGUGCUGCUGUUUGUAGACGAGGGUCCCCCACUGACAGCAAAGAGGAAGUGUGUCCAUCCUCAGGGGCUGUCCACUUUAUUAGGCACACCCACGCGGUCUAAUAAGGUCCAAAAGACCUUUGCUAGGAUCAUGAUGUUCAGGUAGCACCAUGCAGGAGAAAGGCAGCCCAGAAGGUCAGCAGCAGCAGUGUUCAGAUUGCGGACGCGGUUUGAGUCUCCCAGAAUCCGAGCAGACGGACAAACCCGACUCCGCGUCCAGAUGUCUGUCCUGCCGUGGAGACAGCGGCGCCCCCGACGAAGGGGCGCCCCAGGGAGGCGUCCACGUGGACCCGCACAGCUGCUCACUGUGCGGCAAAACGUUCAUCUCCUCGGCCCACUUGACCCUGCACCUCGCCUCGCACACCAAGGAGAGGAGGUUCCAGUGCGGUACCUGCGGCAAGUACUUCCACCAGCCCUCCCACCUCAUGGCCCACGAGGCCAUCCACCGCGGCGACCGGCCCUUCAAAUGCCCCGAGUGCGGCAAGACCUUCGGGCGGGCCGCGCAUCUCAAGACUCACCGGCGGCUGCACACCGGCGAGAAGCCCUUCAAGUGUUCCUACUGCGACAAAGCCUUCACGCAGAAAGCGGGCCUCCUCUCGCACGUCCGCGUACACACGGACGAGCGGGCCUACAGGUGCGACGAGUGCGGCGAGACGUUCAGGUCCCUGCCGCUGCUGCUCUCUCACAAGGCCGAAGAGGCGGCGCGGCAGGGGAAAACGCCGCAGGCCCCCGCGCCUCCGCCGGACGACCUGAAGUGCGGCGUCUGCUGCCGCACCUUCAUACGGUCCUCCUACAUCCGACUGCACGUCCGCCUGGAAAAGGGGCUGCGGCCUUAUCACUGCAAAGUGUGCAACAAAACCUUCGCCAAGCUGGAUUCGUUCGUCAACCACUGCGAUAAACAUUUGAGGCAGAAAGGGGGGAAAAGCCAGGGCAGCUUGGUGAAACCCCCGUUGUUCGUCCCGCUUUCAAAGCCGCCCCCGGAGGUCGCUCAGCCGGUGUCCACCGAGGUCAAAUCAAAAGAGCCGUGAGCGGGA
Syngnathoides biaculeatus (alligator pipefish) is the source of this 1188-nucleotide messenger RNA. Its product is annotated as gastrula zinc finger protein XlCGF17.1-like. The record is from RefSeq and is a predicted model, not a curated record. The transcript has 2 exons. Bases 265 to 1182 code for a protein of 305 amino acids. NCBI's taxonomy places the organism in Eukaryota, Metazoa, Chordata, Actinopteri, Syngnathiformes, Syngnathidae.